Phytophthora nicotianae INRA-310 is the source of this 1794-nucleotide messenger RNA. RefSeq lists its product as hypothetical. Bases 1 to 1533 code for a protein of 510 amino acids. The transcript is spliced from 7 exons. The record is from RefSeq and is a predicted model, not a curated record. NCBI's taxonomy places the organism in Eukaryota, Oomycota, Peronosporomycetes, Peronosporales, Peronosporaceae.
AUGAUAAAACAGCACACUCCCCGGCUCAGCAAGACUCUUGAUGCAACAGAAAUACACCAGAUUUCUAAGGAGUUUGUCAAACUGCAGCGAUGCUGCGAGCGGGAAGAUGAACUCGGCAAAGUUAUCCGCGCUGCUGAUGACAACUACACUUCUUUCGACCAAGCUUGGGCUGUUGUAGGUGCAGAAUUCCCGGCGCUGAUGCAGUUCUGCGGUGACUUGGCCUCAACGUUCCCAAAUACGUCUACUGUUGAAAGUGACUUCUCGAUUAUGGGAUGGGAGAAAGAUACUUACCGCCGUAGCCUCAGUAAUUUCUCUCAAGAAGGAAUUCUACAAGCCAAACACAGCCAAGAAGAAAAUAAAGACCGCCUAGAAGCUGAGACGUCUACAAAGAAGAGCCCGGUGAAAAAGAGAAUAUCCAAGGCACAGCGUGCUACUUUGGCCAGAGAGGAGAAGAAGACAAAGGCUGCGCAAACGAUAGCCCGUGCUGCGGUGGUGGUUGCUCGACGCGCAAAUGAGAAGGCGAGGGGACGUGCGCGAGUUGCGGAAGUGGAAAGAUCGCCUGCUUCAUCCACCGAAAUAUUAGCAGUGCCUCAGACCAGACGUCAACCAGCAAGGUCACUGACUAUGAGUACAGCUAACCCAGACUCGAGCUCAGCUGUUACUACGGGCGCUUCUAUCCAAAAUCGUGAUGAUGGUGCGCUCAACUCAGACUUGGAGGGGGAGGGUGGGGACUCCGAUGACUGGUGCAUCGAGGAUGAGGGAUUGUAUCCUGGACUCUACCGUGGUGGAUACGGACCUACUGAGGCAGUGUUGGAAGCUGUCGACUCACCUUUGAGCCUGUUUUUCUUCUUCACGCCUCGUCGCCUGUGGCGUCGGAUUGCUACAGAAAUGCUUCUCCAGGAGACGAAGAAGCACAUGAAGAUAACGCCUGAGGACGUUGUUCACUGCAUCGGCCUGCUAAUUGCGAGGAUGCUUUGUCCUCACAAGCGUCGGUUUGCUGAGCAUUGGGCUACGAAACCUGUAGGCGCAGCCCCCAAAGGCACGUUUGGGUCGUAUAAGGGAAAGUCCCGCUUUGAAUGCAUCAUGCAAAACCUCCAUUUCACUGUCAACACGGACGCGCGAGCUGAGACGGACCGCGUGUGGAAGGUUCGCUCUGUCGUAGAUACACUUCAGCAUACAUUUGCACGUGGCUACAACGUUCCUCCGGUGCUCUCAUUUGCCGAAGCAAUGAUUCCUUCAAGAAGUCGCCACAAUGAAACGAGACAAUUAAUGAAGGACAAGCCCCAUAAUUGGGGCACGAAACUGUUCAUGACAUGUUGCGCCACUACUGCAUACUGCCUACGAUUGGAAGUUUCUGUGGCACUGAUCAGCAUGCCGACGAGCUUGGAGGAGACCCGCAUAUCCCGAUCUCUCCCGAUCCAAACUCCGGCCCUGCUGCAGUUAUCAGGAAUCUGGAAGCAGUGCUUCCUGGUCAAGAAGAAGGUGUCUACCACACAGUGGUUACAGAUCGAUUUUACACGUCGAUCCAGCUAGCAAUGCAGCUUCUGGCCCGGAAUGUAUACACCGUUGGGACCAUCCAGACCAACAAAAAAGGAUUUCCAUCAAAUCUAAUUACUUCGGAUGCCACUCGCCCAUCUCCUAUUGAACGUGGUACCAGCACCAUCGCUGUCGCGGAGUGCUGCAAUCUCCUACAAGUCAUGCGCUGGUGGAAUCGUCUUCCCGUUUACCUUCUUUCUACCGGGCACAGCACUACAAUCUAGUCAUGCGGACGACACUUGCCUGGUGGUCGGAGAU